AGAAGUCGCGGUAUAUAUGCCUCAACGGCUCGAGCGCUGCAACGGCACAGCUCGAUCAGUUCCUUCGUAAUAACAGACAACUAGUGACAAGUGACAACACGAUGAAACAAUGAUUUAUUAUUUAUAUAAUUAACAAAUCCACAAAACGAUAAGUCUUCAGUGAAUUUGAUUGAUCUCAUACGUGAAAUGUGAAUAAAAGUAAGAUCAGACCACAUUAAGACGAAAAAAAUCAUUUUGAAUUAAUUUUGUCGUCUGAAUUUCCAUUGGCGUUGUUAUUGUCGACUAAUUCAAAAAAUCACUGCUCACAUGGCAUUUUAGAUAAAUUAUUCAUCUCAAGUAUGUGUACUGCUGCAAGAGAACAGUUGAGUCAUACGAACAAUAAAAAAAUGGGUACUUUCAAAAAAUUACUUCUUGAAAUUGUAAAAUGUAUUUUCAUUCAAGUCCAUUGGCUGAUAGAUUAUAUUAUAGAUUUUCUUUUUGGUUUGUAUUAUGAUACAAAAGCUCAAAAAGUACCACCAGUUAAAAACAAAUUAUUGUUAGAAAGUACAAUCUCAAUAGCAAAGAAGAUAAGGGAGAAAAAAAUAACUGCAGAAGAAGUUGUUAGAAACUUCAUUGAAAGAUGUAGAGAAGUAAAUGGAUUACUGAAUGCUAUAGUUGAAGAAAGAUAUGAAGAUGCAUUAAAAGAAGCUAAGGAAGUUGAUAAAAUGUUGAGCGAAGAAAACUUGACUGUGGAACACUUAGAAAAAUAUAUGCCUUUACUUGGAGUACCAUUUACAACAAAGGAGAGCAAUGAAGCAAAAGGGCUACUCCAUUCAAUGGGCACCUUAAGUCGCAAAGGUCAUAGAUCAGAUCAGGAUGCUGAUGUAAUUGGAUAUGUAAAAAAAGCUGGUGCCAUAAUAAUAGGCAAAACAAAUAUUCCUGAGUUAAAUCAGUGGAUUGAAUCUAGAAAUAAAGUUUAUGGCCAAACGAACAAUCCAUAUAAUACAACUCGUGGUGUUGGUGGAAGUAGUGGAGGAGAUGGAGCAAUUGUAACAUCCUGUGGUGUUCCUUUUGCUAUUGGCAGUGAUAUUGGUGGGUCUAUCAGGAUACCUGCUGCAUGUAAUGGAGUUUUUGGACUUAAACCCAGUGAAGGAUACACGUCUUUGGUAGGAAUAGGUUUGCGAAGAGAAGCGUGUUUAGAUUCUAUGGCAGAAGCUGGCCCUCUUUGCAAGAAAGCUGAAGAUUUGGAGUUAUUAUUAAAAGUUAUAUCUGGUUCAUACUUGAAGGCUCCACUUGAUGUCAACUCUGUCAAUUUGAAAAAUAUUAACAUAUUCUAUCAAGAAAAUUCAGACGACAUUCGCGCAAGUAAAUUAAGUUGUGCAGCUCGCAAUGCUUUAUCUAGAGCAAUACAACACAUGGAACAAAUAACUGGAUGUGCCACCAAGAUAAAAUUACCUGGAACAGAGUAUAGUUAUCGUUUGUGGCGUUAUUGGAUGACUCAAGAAAAUUGUGAUUUUCCAACUGAUCUCACUAAUAACAAUGGUAAAACUACUGCUGCAGCAGAAAUUUGUAAACUAUUAAAAGGCAAUGGUGAAGUCACUUUAGCAGCAAUAAUAAAAUUAAUUGAUCUCGACUAUUUUCCCAAAGAAAACCCUGAGUGGGCAAAGAAUAUUACUGAUAUAAUGAAAUCUUACAUAGUGGAAAAAUUGAAGGAUAAUGGAGUUUUGUUAUAUCCUACAUUCAACUCUGCAAGAUAUCACUGUGCACCAUUUUCAAGUCCAUUUAGUUUUGGAUAUUGGGCUAUAUUCAAUGUUUUAAAAGUACCAGUUUGUCAGGUGCCUAUGGGUUUAGAUGACAAAGGAUUACCAGUGGGAAUUCAGGUAGUUGCUGCUCCAAAUAGUGACAAAUUAUGUAUUGCUGUUGCAAAAGAAUUAGAGAAUGGUUGUGGAGGAUGGGUACCACCAUCAUAAGUCAAUUUUUUUACUUCGAAUUCUUUGAAUUUUGAAUAUAAUUUAUUUUGCAUAGAUAAAUUAAUUUUAUACACGGAAAGGAUGUUUUAGUUCAGGGAAAUAAUGGAAUUAGAUAGCUACAACGUCUAACAUAAAUUUGAAUAACAGUGAUACUGAAUUUAUGAGAUUCUAAAUAGUAUAUAGGUGACUUAGUAAAAAACGUUUGAAGUCAGUCACAAAAUUAAUGGUUGAGUAAAUGUUGAAACAAUGAAUUUUUCCAAUUUAUGUAGGUAUGUAUGUAAAGGAGUAUUGGUUAUAAUUAUGAGUUACACUAUCAUUAUCGAUAAAAUCGAUUUACAUAAUAUUGAUAAAAUGUGUAAAGUUUUAUAAAUCAAUAUUUAUAUUUAUUAAUUAUUAAUAAAAUUAAAUAAAAAGAAAUAAUAAUGUUCAAAUUUUUUUCAUUCAAUACCAAUCAAUCAUAAAUUGUUUCCAAUAAUUAUAUUUUAUUGAUUUUGAAAUAUAUUACUAUACACAAUAAGCUUAUUUGCAUGUAAUUCAAGUAACACUUUAUUCAUGUCUACUACAAUCUAUAAUUUUAAUAACAAAAUCGAUGACUUAAAAAAUUGAAGUACGCAACUGACCAUCUUGUGGACUAAUACAUGAUGUUUAGCUUGUAUGUUGUGUUUCUUGAAGCUACAAGUAUCU
Phymastichus coffea is the source of this 2633-nucleotide messenger RNA. Its product is annotated as fatty-acid amide hydrolase 2. The transcript has 10 exons. Bases 339 to 1949 code for a protein of 536 amino acids. NCBI's taxonomy places the organism in Eukaryota, Metazoa, Arthropoda, Insecta, Hymenoptera, Eulophidae. The record is from RefSeq and is a predicted model, not a curated record.